AUCACACAGUUUCCGUCUCACACCAUGAACUUUUGCAGACACAUUUAUUCAUUACACAGGUCUCUGUUUCAGGUUUUCAGUCAGUGUCACUGAGUCCUAUCAGGAAUCUACUAAGCUCCUGUUGUACAGAGUAGACGGAUAAACAGCAGUCGAAUGGAUCAGCUGAACUUUCUAACUCAUGACGAGUUGGUUAGUUUUUUUCGCCGUAAGAAGGCUGAGAUCUCUUGUAUGGAGGAACCUCACAUCUUCCUGAGGCAGCUCCGAGACCACGACCUGGUGCCUGAGGAUCUCUACAAGGAGGUAUCAAAGAGGAGAAAUAAGAAGAGAAUAGAGGACGGUGUGUAUGAGAUUUUGGACAGUUUGGAGAAUGAGGGAGGAGAUUUCAUCAAGCGCUUUUGGAGUUGUGUGUUUCAGGACCACAUCCAGCAGAAAUACCCUGUUUUCCGCCUUCUCCGAAACAGCAUCCAGGACGGUUCCUUUAGGAAUUAUAUAAAGCUUCCUAAUGCAGAGAAUCCAAGCGGGAGUAACGAAGGUGAGAGACAAGGAAAGAACCAAGCGCAAAUGAAGAAGGCAAAAAAGAGAAAGAUAGCUGAUAAGAAGGCAGAUGAAGAGGAAGCAGGCCCUUCCUCAGGGACCAGACAGAAGAAAGCCGACACAGAGCCUAAGUCCUCAUUGCUGUUACAUAGAGGAGAAGUUCUUGUUACCUGCGGAGACAAAAGAGGCACAUUGGAUCCAGACAAGCUUGGCAAAGGAGAAAAGUGCAUUUUUUCUGAGGAUCGGUGGUUCAGCCCAGGUGAGUUUGAGAGAUUUUCAGGAAAGGGAAGUUGCAAGAACUGGAAAACCAGCAUCCGCUACCAAAACACUACACUACAGAAACUUAUAAAGGACGGUCAUUUGAAGUGUCCGAGGAUUUACAGACGUAGUCGAUCGAAGAAAAAAUGGCUGACUGUUUCUUUAAGCUCUUUCAGCUCUGUGGAAAGCUCUAAGUCAAUUUUCAGUAGAGAGACUGAUGAAUCCAGUGAUGAGUACAUAACUGAUGAUGAUGAUGAAGAAGAAGAAGAAGAAGAAGAAUACAGCGAGACAGCACAUUUGUCAACACUCCUGACUUUACCAGUCAGCUGUGGAUCUGUCAGUGGGGUUUUACAUAAAAGCAGAUUUUCAGGCGGGUCACGCAGUAAGAGCAUCCGCACAGAGGAGCGCUGGUUCACUCCUGAGGAGUUUGUAAAGCAGGAGUUAACUCUGACAGACGGACACUGGAAGAAAGAUAUACUGUGUCACGGAAAAACCCUCGACUACCUGGUGAAGAAGAAAAUCCUGCAAAUCCAUUCAGUGCUGUGUCGCUGUGCUGUGUGUCAUCCUGGGGAAAAGGAGCAGGAUAAUGAUGACAUGUGCUACAUUUGUAACUCUGAGGGAGAUCUGGUCUGCUGUGACAAGUGUCCACGAGCUUAUCACCAUCACUGUCACUUACCAACUCUACAACAAGAAGCACUAGGGGGCAGUUGGUUAUGUACUUAUUGUGUGUUCAAGAAUAACCAUAAGUUGUGGAUUCAAAUGAACAGGAAGGGAGCGAUGAAUAGUCCUGUCUCCAUGAACAUGAUGCGCUGUGAGUAUUUGCUGUUGUUUUUAUAUAAGGCGGAUACACAGCGUGUGCUAACUGAUGAUCCCACCAAAAGGAUGGGCAGAUGUACAGAUGUGAUCUCUGAGCCCAUGUGGCUAAACAAAGUGAAGAGCAAACUGCAGGAAAACAAGUACACAAGAGUGAAAGAGUUUGUACAUGACAUCAGACUCAUCUUCAAAAACUGCCAGACUUUGAACAGGGGUAAUAAAUCUGACAGGAUGAUGGCAGCCAAACUGUUUGAGCAGGAAUUUAACAGCGUCUUUAAAAUCCACUAGAAUGUUUACCACCGAAAGUCCGAUUUUAAUGUUAAACUUUGCAUACUGUUUAUUCUUGCUGUUGGUUUCCCCAGUGCUGAUUUUUCCUGAAGUUUUGGAUUUUACUGAUUUUCAAUAAACACCUUGUUGUAC
Tachysurus vachellii is the source of this 2025-nucleotide messenger RNA. Its product is annotated as sp110 nuclear body protein-like. The record is from RefSeq and is a predicted model, not a curated record. The transcript is spliced from 16 exons. Gene Ontology annotation, biological process: regulation of transcription by RNA polymerase II. Bases 154 to 1893 code for a protein of 579 amino acids. Gene Ontology annotation, molecular function: DNA binding; DNA-binding transcription factor activity, RNA polymerase II-specific; protein binding. Gene Ontology annotation, cellular component: nucleus. Lineage: Eukaryota; Metazoa; Chordata; Actinopteri; Siluriformes; Bagridae.